GACGAAGAAGAACAAGCCAACAGGAAGUCGCGGAGGGAAGCAGCUGCAGAAGUUCAAGGAAUGUAACAGAGAUGCUGUAGAAAUGAAGAUGGUGAUAAAAACACAUGGAUGAAAACAGCAAAUACACCUGAGUCUAGAUCCAGUGAAUGAGGAAACAUGUCGGGGAGACGAGCUCUGAAGGCCGUGCUCAUUGACCUGAGUGGAACUCUGCACAUCGAGGACACAGCGGUUCCUGGGGCACAGGAAGCACUGAACAGGUUACGUCAGGCGUGUGUAGCUGUGAAGUUUGUGACCAACACCACUAAGGAGAGUAAGAGGAGCUUACUGGAACGAUUGCACCGCCUCAACUUCAACCUUCAGGAAAAGGAAAUCUUUACUUCUCUGAGUGCAGCGAGGAGACUGCUGGAGCAGAAACAACACCGACCACUGCUGCUGGUGGAGGACAGCGCACUGGAGGACUUCACUGGAAUCGACACGUCAGAACCAAAUGCUGUUGUCGUUGGCCUCGCUCCUGAUCACUUCAACUACCAAACACUCAACAAGGCUUUCAGCAUGAUUCUGGAUGGAGCUCCUCUCAUUGCCAUCCACAAGGCUCGGUACUACAAACAGAAGGAUGGUUUGGCCCUCGGCCCCGGGGCCUUUGUGACGGGACUGGAGUACGCAACAGACUGCAAAGCUACUGUGGUGGGAAAACCAGAGAAGACUUUUUUCACACAGGCUCUGCAUGAUUUAGGCUGUAGCCCCGAUGAAGCUGUCAUGAUAGGAGAUGAUGCAAGGGAUGAUGUGGGAGGGGCUCAGAACGCAGGCAUGCUGGGUAUUCUAGUCAGAACUGGUAAAUACAGAGACGGGGAUGAGAAUAAGAUCCAGCCUCCUCCCCACCUGACGUGUGACAGCUUCCCAGACGCUGUGGAACACAUCCUGAAGAACCUGCUCUGAGCUACAAGCAGCAGCAGAACUCUAGAGCUUAAUUUUAUUAUAUGAACUUCUACUUGCACAGGAAACACUGGAGCCGCCUGCAACAACUGUAGGAGGCUAGUUGUCUUUAACACUGGAGAGAAAGAAGCUAUCAUCAUCCUUAAGACCUGAAAGUAUUCUCCUCCUUCGUUAAGUGGAAAAUAACCAACAUUCAUACAACAUUCAUAACUUUAAACAUUCCCUCUUCAGCUCCACAGUGUUGAAGAGUAAAAGUAAAAGCACCAACCGUCUCUUGCAGCAGUUCCGGUUGUUAGGGCGUCAGAGAGACUCGUACUCUCUCUCCCAGGCUGUGUAUCUGCCCGUCAGGUUCCGGGCUGAGGGUUUGGAGUGUGCGAUGACUUCUAAGAAGUCAGCCGUGGUCACGGUCUCCAGCUUGAUGGCGGGCAUGGGGGCGUCUUCUGUGGAGGAAAGUGAAAAAGAGGUUACAGCGUUUUAUUCAGAGACGCCCGACAGACAACAUGAUGUGUUGAUGUGUUGGUGUACCAUGCUGAUGUGCCUCCAGAACAUCAAAGAUCUUGCGAACUGGUCUCAUGGCAGCUUCCUUACACACCAAUCUGAUAUCAGAGCCUGAGUAGCCCUCCAUGUCCUGACACAGACACACACACACACACACACACACACACAAAGAUGAGGUCAAACUGAGACGGUUGUUUCCUCUGCAACAGAUACACAAUUCUCUGUAACACACCUUCGCCAGGGUUUCGUAGUCCAGCUCAGUGCGUAGCUCCACCCCCCUCGUGGAGGUGAGAGGUGGCAGCCAAUGAGAGGUCAUGGCCUGGCGAGCUGCUGAUGAGGGAAGACCCACGUGAAUCCUCUUCUCCAACCUCCUCAGCACGGCGUGGUCCAGGUCCCUGAGAGACGAGCAGCACCACCCGUCACAAACUGCACUUUAUUCUUUUCACGUCUUCUUUACCAUUCUCAUUUUUUACAUUGUAAAAAUUAAGUGUCUGUUCUCGGAUUCCAGAAAGUGGAAUAGUCGUUAUCAACCUGAUUCUUCAUGCAUUUUAUUUUUAAUGUAGAUUCUCUGUGACUCCAAAUUGAAAACUGGCGUUGAAUCGUAGUAAAGUGAAGAUGUUGAGAUGAUAAUGGCGUCUGUUAUUGUUUUAGGAAAUUACUGCAUGUGCAAGAAAGGGAAAUAAAUCAGAAGGAAGUAAAACAGAAAA
Messenger RNA from Pleuronectes platessa (European plaice), 2138 nucleotides. RefSeq names its product haloacid dehalogenase-like hydrolase domain containing 2 (gene hdhd2). Gene Ontology annotation, molecular function: phosphatase activity. The transcript is spliced from 10 exons. Gene Ontology annotation, biological process: dephosphorylation. The record is from RefSeq and is a predicted model, not a curated record. NCBI's taxonomy places the organism in Eukaryota, Metazoa, Chordata, Actinopteri, Pleuronectiformes, Pleuronectidae. The coding region runs from base 157 to 936 and encodes 259 amino acids.